UCGCGGUCGCGGUUACACUUGCUCUUAUCCAAUGGGAAAAAUCCCUGUACCCGUAACUAGGCAGACGGUUGCUCCGGUAGCCAAUCGGAUUGGUCGUUUAGAUGAGCGGGUGCAGGGAGCUGAGACUGACCGAGUGACAGCGUCUGAGUCCCGGGGAGGAGGAUCGUAGAGGCUACGUGGGAAAAGUCAGCACCGGAGACAGGAUGCCGAACAAACCUAAGAAGGAGAAGGAUUCCAGCAAAUCUUCCAAAAGCAGCACAAAGAACAACAGCAGCAGCGGGAAGGAUGCUGCCUCAGAGAACCUAGAGGAGUCACAGCAACAGAGCGGCAGCAAGCGUCCCAGUAACAGCACACCUCCACCCACCCAGCUCAACAAGAUCAAAUACUCUGGAGGUCCUCAGCUGGUGAAGAAAGAGCGCCGCCAGAGUUCAUCACGCUUCAGCUUGACCAGGAACAGAGAGCUGCAGAAACUCCCUGCCCUCAAAGAUGCACCAGCCCUGGAGCGUGAAGAGCUGUUUGUGCAGAAAUUGCGUCAGUGCUGCGUUCUGUUCGACUUUAUCACCGACCCGCUCAGCGACCUCAAAUACAAGGAGGUGAAGAGGGCGGGGCUUAAUGAAAUGGUGGAGUACAUAACGCACAACAGCGAGGUGGUGACCGAGUCCAUCUAUCCCGAGGCCGUCGUCAUGUUUUCUAUAAACAUCUUCCGGACUCUUCCUCCAUCCUCGAACCCAACCGGAGCAGAGUUCGACCCAGAAGAAGAUGAGCCUACGCUGGAGGCAGCCUGGCCUCACCUGCAGCUGGUGUAUGAGUUCUUCCUUCGCUUCCUUGAGUCUCCGGACUUCCAGCCAAAUAUUGCCAAGAAAUACAUUGACCUGAAGUUUGUGCUGUUGCUGCUGGAGCUGUUUGACAGUGAGGAUCCCAGAGAGAGGGACUUCCUGAAGACCAUCCUCCACCGGAUCUACGGCAAGUUCCUCGGCCUGCGUGCCUAUAUCCGUCGGCAGAUCAACAACAUCUUCUACAGGUUUAUAUAUGAAACAGAGCAUCACAACGGCAUCGCUGAGCUGCUGGAGAUCCUGGGCAGCAUCAUCAACGGCUUCGCUCUGCCUCUGAAAGAAGAACACAAGAUGUUUUUAAUCCGAGUUCUGCUGCCGCUUCAUAAAGUCAAGUCUCUGAGCGUGUACCACCCUCAGCUGGCCUACUGUGUGGUUCAGUUUCUGGAGAAAGACAGCAGCCUAACGGAGCCGGUGAUCAUGGGUCUGCUGAAGUUCUGGCCCAAGACCCACAGUCCAAAGGAGGUGAUGUUCCUAAACGAGCUGGAGGAGAUUCUGGACGUCAUCGAGCCAUCUGAGUUUGUGAAGGUGCAGGAGCCGCUCUUUAGACAGCUGGCCAAGUGUGUGUCCAGCCCGCACUUCCAGGUGGCUGAGAGAGCUCUGUACUACUGGAACAACGAGUAUAUCAUGAGUCUGAUCAGCGACAACGCCGCCAAGAUCCUCCCCAUCAUGUUCCCCGCCCUCUACAGGAACUCCAAGAGCCACUGGAACAAGACCAUCCAUGGCCUGAUCUACAACGCUCUGAAGCUCUUCAUGGAGAUGAACCAGAAGCUUUUUGAUGACUGCACGCAACAGUACAAGGCUGAGAAACAGAAAGAGAAAUACAAGCUGAAGGAACGAGAGGAGGUCUGGCUGAAGAUCGAGGAGCUGGCCCGACAGAACCCACAGAGUAAUAAGCUCCACCCCCUCCGACCUGGACUCCACCCACAGGAAGAGUUCCUGAUGUACAGCGACGGCGGUCUGGCCGUGUACUCCAUGGAGAUGGAGACUCCAACAACAGAGGACAUCCAGCUGCUGAAGAAGACCGUGGAGACAGAAGCCUCGCAGGGUCUGAAGGAUCUGAAGAAGGACAAGGUCUUAAUGAGGAGGAAGUCUGAGCUGCCGCAAGACGUCUACACCAUCAAAGCUUUGGAGGCUCAUAAGAGGGCCGAGGAGUACCUGACAGCCAACCACGAGGCUCUCUGACCAGGGGAAGGCAGUUCCUAUCUGAGCCUUGCUCCACCUGUCUCAGCAGGAAGGAAGGUAUCACUGCGGUGGAGAGUCAAACAGGGGUGAAGCUGAUGCUGCGUUCAACAGCAAAAAUACUCAGCUCCGCCCCCUGGUGGCCCAUAACAAGUAGGACACUGUAGAAGCUCUGCCUGUUUGUCCACGUGUCUCAACGCUCCACUGUGAUUGGACAUCAGCCUCAUGCCACACCCACCCCCAACAACGUCUCUCCCUGAUGGUGCUGCAUCUGGACACCGGUUUACAAGUCAGUGUUAAGCACCUGAAUGCAUCAUCGGCUGCAGUUUUCCACAGCAGGAGCCUAAAGAUCCAUCCUAUGCCACCUCAUGAGCUGCACUGGCUCCUCCCCCUUUACAACCUGCACUGACUCCGCCUCUUGCUGACCUGCAACAUCUGGUCUCGGUCAGUUUCAGACCUGCUGUUCCUGCAGCAGAACGGGCUGAAUGUUAGCUGAGUCCUAUAUCUUCAUCCCUCUGGAAGGUUUCAGGUUAACUGAUCUGAUCAGAACCAGAACAGUAAAUACACGUGAUCUAAACAGAGAGACCAUCAUAAGGACGACUGUUUAAACCACUUGUUGAACCUGAAAUUUAAUUCUAGUUAUUGAAAGCAAACGUUUUUUCAAGUUGUGUUCAUGUUUUGGGAAGUAUUAAUCUUCUGUUCCGUCGCCCUGAAAACAUUCCACGGAUUUGCCUUCAAGAGGGCAUUGAGGGUGGGAGGUCUGCACCAGAUCUGUGGAACGUUUAGGCUCUUGCUGUGGAAAACUGAUGCGUUCUGCUGCACCUGAACGCAGCACAGACAAGUGUCCCCAGCAUCUUUAACUUCACUCAACCAAUCAGCUGCCAGUUUGAUCUGCAGAGUCGCAGCUUCUGAUGAACUGAUGGCAAGGAGACAUAGUGAAUGUAGACGUCCAAUCAGAGAAGGUCAGGAUGAGGAGGCCUGGUUUGUCAUUGCUAUGACAGGAAGUCCUAUUUCCGUUUAAGGUCAUGAACUCUGUCUCUCCAUAACUGUUCGUUUUCAGACUUCUGAUGAUCCACAACAUCUUUCAGGAUUUACUUUUGGAUAACGAUGAAUCAGUUUAAACAUAAAGAUUUUAAACCCAAACAUGAGGAUCAGCAUCCCAGUUUUCCUACAGAAACAUUUAAAGGUUUCUAAGCUGUUACAUCUCAUCUGGCGACCUUCUGGUUCUGCUGAGCAAAUGUCCAGUCACCGAAGUGAUUUUCCCUUAGCAGCAUUAAAGUGCCCAUUUAUAGAUGGAAACAGAAGGGACGCACCAGAAAGGAUCUGGAAUGUCUGAAUGUGCCGAAGUUCCUACAGAUGGCGCUGUUUCACAGAAACAAACUCAGACAUGUUGCUGGUGUUGGGGUUUACUAGUCGUCCAAAUUAACGAGACCAAGUCUUAAAUAUUUUUCUUUUUUCUCUCUUAGGUGGGGGGAGCUUAGUCAGGUGACCACGCCCCCAAGAGAAAGCCACGCCCACAACUUGUUUUUUUGUUGGUUUUUUUUUCACUGCUGCAGCUACUGAGCAGGGAUGUCCUUUAGUGAUUAUUCCAUUGGCUGUGUCGAGCUCCGCCUCCACCAUCCACUUACCGUUGGACAGAACAACCCCAGAUGUUCUGGGUCUGGUAACCAUCCCGGUCCGAGCGGUCGCUCCGUGCACUUGUGUCGUGACGCUACAACAUGACACUGCUUCCUGUCAUCUUACAGAUGUUUAAUUUGAGCAUCACAUGGUCAGAGCUGAUUUUGAACAGAUGUUCAUGUAUGUACAGAAGAAAUAAAGCAAGUCUCGCCCACA
Molecule: messenger RNA, 3845 nt
Organism: Girardinichthys multiradiatus
Lineage: Eukaryota; Metazoa; Chordata; Actinopteri; Cyprinodontiformes; Goodeidae
Gene: ppp2r5d
Product: protein phosphatase 2, regulatory subunit B', delta
Exons: 17
Coding region: 204-2015 (603 amino acids)
Biological process (GO): protein dephosphorylation; signal transduction
Cellular component (GO): cytosol; protein phosphatase type 2A complex; nucleus
Molecular function (GO): protein phosphatase activator activity
Source: RefSeq, a predicted model, not a curated record